This is a messenger RNA of Cololabis saira (Pacific saury), 876 nucleotides long. RefSeq lists its product as uncharacterized. The record is from RefSeq and is a predicted model, not a curated record. NCBI's taxonomy places the organism in Eukaryota, Metazoa, Chordata, Actinopteri, Beloniformes, Belonidae. The transcript has 2 exons. The coding region runs from base 97 to 876 and encodes 259 amino acids.
CUAGGUUUCUGGAAUAGUUCCUAGGUUUCUGGAAUAGUUCCUAGGUUUCCGGAAUAGUGCCUAGGUUUCCGGAAUAGUGCCUAGGUUUCUGGAAACAUGUCCAGGUCCUCCCCCCGUCCCGGGCGACCCGGAUCCGCCGGAUGUAGAAACGGCUCCGGUUCCAGGAGAGAGCCGAUCAACGACCAUUCCUGCAUGUUGAGGAUCGGAGAGCGGCUGAUGAGGGCCGGCAGUGAGGGGAACCUGGUCCAGAAACCCGCCGGGAACCCGGUCCAGAAACCCGCCAGGACCCACCACGGCCCGGCGGCGGCAUCUCCAGCACCAAGAGCAGCCAACGGAUUCCCCCCGGACCUGGACCUGCAGAACCGGGCCGGGGAGAGCAGGAGGCAGAACUCCAGCACAGAUGAAGGAAUUAUCUCAGAAUCUUCCUCCUCUGCCUCGGCUCCAGAGGACCUCAGAUCAGACCCCCAGCUGAAGAAGCAGAUCUCCAACCUCGGUCUUCAGGGUAACUCUGACUCCUCCUUUGGUGGUAGUCCGGCUCCAUGUUCGUCUGGCGUUGGUGGUGGUCCGGCUCCAUGUUCGUCUGGCGUUGGUGGUGGUCCGGCUCCAUGUUCGUCUGGCGUUGGUGGUGGUCCGGCUCCAUGUUCGUCUGGCGCCGGCAGGGAUGACGAGGAGAACCUGGAGAAGCUGAUCCUGCAGCAGUGUGAUGUGGUGAGGAAGAAGCAGGCGGUCCUGGAACACCUGAGGGAACAAAGCCCCCAUCAUACCAGCUUGCUGUCGGGAUCUCAGCUCAUGAAGAACCAGGUGAGACACACCUGCGGUACCCAGCAUGCACCUGGACUGGGCUGCUGCCCUGCUCACCUGUAUCACCAGCCUUAG